Molecule: messenger RNA, 2652 nt
Organism: Paramecium pentaurelia
Lineage: Eukaryota; Ciliophora; Oligohymenophorea; Peniculida; Parameciidae
Source: the annotation of a GenBank genome assembly
AUGUAAAAUGAGAAAGAUUAAAUACAUAGUCCCUUAUUAUAGAAUCAUCGAGAAUCAGAAUAAAGAGCAUAAAUGAUAGAGAUGCAAGUUUUUAGAAGUUUGGAAUUGAAUGAUUUUGAAAAGCAUUAAAAAAAAGAUGAAAUUUUAGAAAUAGAAUCUAAUAAAUUAUAAUAGAUAUUGGAAGCUAAAAGUUAAUGGAAAACACUUUUAAAAGGAUGGAGGAAAGACGGAAAUAAAUAAUAGCAAAAUGAUGAUAAUUAUUUUGGAUUUUAAUAUAAUAAAUUAUUAGAAAUCUUUGAUAUGAAUUAAAUAUUAAAAGAAGCUUAAAGCACUUUAACAAAACAUGAUAAAGAGAAAGACUUAAAAGAGAAAAAAUUAAAAAUUUAGAUUGACAAAUUAAAUUAAUUAGGAGGCAUUUAUGGUUUAUAGAACUUUUUGAAGACUUGUAUAAAGUAAGGUUUGGAUGAUAGUAAUGAUUAUGACUUGAAAAUGAGAGAAAAGUAUUUUGGAAAGAAUGAAAAACCUUAAAUAGCUAUUAAAAGUGUACUGUAAAUAAUAAUUGAAUAAUUUCAAAAAGAAAGAUUAUUUUAGUUAUUAUUGAUAAUAACAACUAUCAAUAUUAUAAUAUAUUUUCAUGAAGAUAUGUAGAUCUACUUAUUUUACAUAAUAAUGUUAAUAAUAAUGGUUGUAUAUAAGGGAGUGAUAAAAUAAUAAUAUAAUAAAGAGAUAGUAUAACAUUAAAAUGAUAUUAAAGAGAGGAGUAAACACUUAAUAAAGCGUUGUAAUGUAUUAAGAAAUGGUGAUGAUACAAUUUAAAUUCAUAAUAGUUAAUUAGUGGUUGGGGAUAUAUUGAUAUUCAAAUAAGGAGAUUUUAUAUAAUGUGAUGGCAUAAUAACAAAGUUAUCUAAUUGUAAUGGGAUAGAAGUAUUAUAACCAUUUCCUAAUUUAUUUAAUACUCAUGAAGUCAAAAAUAUAGAUGAAGUUAAAGAAUCAAAUUGUUCUUCAAAUGAUGAAUAAAUGCAAUCAAAUAUAAGUUUGAUUGAUAAUUUUAUAUUUGCUGGUUCUCAAAUAAUAAAAGGAUCUGGAUAAUUACUUGUAUGCAGUGUUGGAUAACAAUCAUCUGAUUAUAUAUAAUAUAAGUAAUCUUUUUUAGAAGAUACAAAGACAGAGAAAUAAAGAACAACUUAUAUGAAAUAGAAUUCUAUGUAUAAUCCAUUUGCUUUUAAGAUUGAAUCACUUAUGAAUAAAAUUGGUAUACAAUGUAUUAUAAGUUUACUUAUAUUAUUGAUAAUAUUACUUUUUAGGAAUACUUAUUUAAUUAAUAUUACUCAAAUACUAUUAUAUUUAUCAUAAUUAUCAAUUAUUACUAUUCCAUCUUAAUUACUUUAAUUAAUCAAUUUAUUUAUGAUCUAUGUAAUAAAGAAAUGUAGAUAAAGAAGUAUUUAUAUAUAAGAUUAUCUAUCAUUAUAUUGGUUGGGGUAGGUAAAUGAGAUGAUUAUAGAUAAAAUAGAUAAUAAAGUAACUAUGUUUAGUAAAUCAUAAAUAAAUAUUAGACUUUUCACUUAAUUAUAAUUGGAAGAAGUUUAAAAAACAGCAAUUUAAUCAGGUCUUGUAAAAGAAGAUGAAAUAGAUGAUAAAUAUAUAGAAGGAACUUUAUUAAGUAGUAGUUUUGAAUAGAAAAAUAAAUUUGUAUUUUUAAGUAGAAGACUUACUUGUCCUACUUUGGAUCAUUUAAAAUUAGAAAAGAUUCAAUCAAGUAAGACUUUGGAAUGGUUAGAAUAAUAAAAGUAAAAAUUCUAAUUUUAAGGAAUUAUUGAUUAAUAAAAACUUUAUGAGGAAAUUAAAAAUAAAAAUAUUAUUAUUGGAGGAAAUGCUGAUAGAAAAGAACAAUUAAUUAAUCUACUUAAACUAUAUGAUAAAAUUAUAUUUAUAAAAGGAGAAGAAAAUGAUGGAAAAGCAAUGGAAAUGGCUCAUGUAAGUAUUGGACCUCAUGAAUCUAGAUCAUGCAUCAAAUUAUUUAAUCAUCUCGAAUAAACUGAUUAUAGUUAUAUAUCCUCCAUGUAUGAAUGUAUUAGUUAAGGAAGAGCAGUAUAUUUCUAUAUAUUGUCUUAUUCUUAUGCUUUGGCUUGUACAUCAUAAACUAUUAUGAUAUUUGCAAUAGCUUCUGCUAUAUUAUCUGAUAACAUUUAUAUUAUGCCAAUUCCAACCUUUAUCAUCUUCUAUUUAGCUUUGAAUCAUUUUUCACAUUAAGUAUAAAAAUAAUGUAAUUUGGAUGUGUAAAAAUAUGUAAUGCAUAGAGGUCCUUAUACUAAAUAAGGUAGAAUUAUUGAUAGAAAUACAAUGAGAAAAUUAUAUAAAUUGCAUUCUAUUUUAAUUGUUGAAUUACUAAUUGCCUAUUAUUAUGGAUAUUUUCAAUCUGUUUAAGAUGUUUAUAUAGGAUUACUAUUUAGCAAACAUGUAUUUAUUAUGGUUAGACCUAUUAAAUAAGUGUUAUAAUAAAUUGAAGGUAUUAUAUAUGGGUUGAUAAUAAAUUUAAUUAAUUAAUUUAUAAAUUAGUCAAAUUAAGAUUAUCAUAGUAUCUCAGUACUCUUGAGAAAUUAUUCAAUUGGUUUAAUUGUUGUAGCAUUUAAUUUAUUUGUUGGUUAUAGAUGA